Leptidea sinapis is the source of this 5471-nucleotide messenger RNA. RefSeq lists its product as uncharacterized. Lineage: Eukaryota; Metazoa; Arthropoda; Insecta; Lepidoptera; Pieridae. The transcript is spliced from 13 exons. Gene Ontology annotation, biological process: proteolysis. Bases 164 to 5053 code for a protein of 1629 amino acids. Gene Ontology annotation, molecular function: serine-type endopeptidase activity. The record is from RefSeq and is a predicted model, not a curated record.
CUAUAUAAGAAUGAGUAUGCGAGAGCUUUGGUUAUUGAACGAGCAUCUUCGGUAGUGACUCGAUGCGACGUCACAAAACUGUUAAAUAACCGCCAUAGUCUGUGGACAGAGUCAGUGUUGUGUUGUGUGUGCUGUUUGACAGAUCGCGGCAGCCAUUUUAAAAAUGAAGCCACUGCUUUUGUCAGUGGUAGCGAUAAGCUUUUUCCUGGCUAUCCAGGCACACCCAGAAAACAUUGAAGAUGUUAAAGAAUUACCUCAAACCAAAGAACCAGUAGUCGAAGCUGAAGAAUCAGAUCCCCAGGCGAGGGUUGAAAGAUGCACCAACUGUGGCUCACUCAAUCUUAAGCUUAAGUCUCCCAGAGAUGUACUUGCAUCUUUGCAGAACUACCCAGGGGCUGAAGUGCACACACAACAGUCCUUCGAAGGAUGUUCAUCAGAAAAAGGCUGUGCUGGUAUCAAAGUAAAAGAUGGACGAGUUAUCGAGAAAUACGGGAAUGCAGAUAGUUUCAAAGCCGCAGAAGCUUCUGAUAGUAAUAAUGAAUUUAAUUUCAUCACAGCUGCUUCCUUAGCUAAUAAAGCACUUGCUGGACUAGGUGAUAGUCCAUUCUGGUGGAUGAACCAAGAAUCACCAUUCAAAGGCUCUGGAGGUAACUUCCAGAAAUUCAGCAAAUCCAGUUCCAGUUUUUCUAGCAGUGGUGCUGUGGGAGGUGCCGGUGCGAUCGAUGGCUCUUUGAAUCUAGGUGGUAAUCCAUUCCUAAACGGAGACUUUGCUAAAGGUUUCGCUGGAUCUAACCUAGCUGGAAAUGAUAAAUCAUCUUCAUCCUUCCAAUCAUCAUCUUUCCAAUCGUCUUACUCAUCAGGAAAUGGAGAGAUGGAUCUUUCUAAGAAUCCGUUCCUGAAUGGUGAUUUCAAAGUUGGACAGAGUGCUCAAGGUGGUUUUGGAGCCCAAGCUGGGCUAAGUAGCUAUGGAGCUCAGAGUGGAUCUGUAUUCGGUUCAAACUCCAAUAGCUUCUCUGGUUACUCAGGAUCCUCCCCACGCCCAUUUUCAGCUGGUUCUGGAGUGAAUCUUAUCCAGAACGGACAGAAAGCGAGUGCAUUUGACUUUGAUCAGCAACAAACACAGCAAAACAUUGAUGAGCUGUUCCAAGGAAGUGGAAACGUCCAGGAAGUGACUGGUGGUGAGCUGCAGCAGACCUGCGCUGGCCAGGGAUACGUGUGUGUGCCAAAAGCUCAGUGCAACAAUGGAGUAGUCAACUCGAACGGAGCUAACCUGCUUCAGGCGAGAACUAAGAAACAAUACUGCAACUUGGGCUCAGAAAUCUGCUGCAGACUAGAAGUAUCCUCCAUCGGAGUAUCCAACACCCAGGGAUCUCUUGGCAUCGGAGGAGCCACUUUCGCUGGUCAAGGAAACCUCUUCCAAUCCAACUCGUUCGGGGCAUCCCAAACUGGCCAAACUACAUUAGGAAAACCGACCACGAGCCAAACGAACUUUAUCGAUACCGACUCUUUCACAGCUGGAAGUGAGAAUGCUGGUGUUUACCGGCCUGGGUCUGUUGGUUUAAGACCAGGUAUCCCAUAUCUACCACCUGUCGAUAACACUAACAGUGGAACAGUCAUAUCAAGCACUGCAGUCCCGAAACCCAUUAUUGUUACGACUCCAAGACCCUAUGUGACUCCCAAGCCCACUUAUCUACCACCUGUGACCUCUACUUCAGCACCAGGAUACUUGCCCCCAGUUGCUGAGCAGACAAUCAACAGAGAGACCAUAGUUCCACCAAAUCCCCCACCGAAAUACGACGAGGGUCAGAUCAUCCUUGAUGAGACUAGAAAUCCGAGGCCAAGACCUCGACCAACACCGAAGGAAGUUGCAAAUGACAUUCCUGCCGGAUGUGCCGCUGCUUUGAAAUGUACACCAAUUGAGUUCUGCACAGCUGAAGGUGUUAUCUCUAAUACUUCUGUGAUCCUCACCAGAGACCAGGAUGCAUACAGAGUUCCGCUUACUGAUUGCAAGGACUUAGAAACUGGUCGUAUUGGAAAGUGCUGCCGUGACCCAUACUAUACCGACCCCUGGCCAACGAACCAACUUGGAAAAUGGGUUCCUGGAGUGUUUGGUGGCAACGACGGUAAAUACGUCCCAGAUAGCAGAGGUAGCGCUAACAACGCUGUGCCAGUUACUCCUCCCUCCACUGGUUCUGUACUUUUUGGAAACUUCAGGACUACAGCCAAACCAACUAUACCAACCUUCGUAACUAGUCCAACAUCACAAAGGUUCCCAACAACAAUAGCACCUACAUACAGCAAGCCUACCCCUGGAAUAAAGCAAUUCACUAAAGGAGGAAAAGGACAAAUCGGUGUUGGUGGUCAAGGACAAUACGGCCAAUUUGGUCAAGGACAAGUAGGAAUUGGUAGCCAAGGUCAAUAUAGUCAGUUUGGCCAAGGACAAUACGCUCAAGGUGGGCAGGGACAAAUUGCUGUAGGAGGACAAGGAGAAUAUACUCAAGUUGGAAAAGGACAAAUUGGAGUGGUUGGUCAAGGCCAAUACACCAAAGUUGGACAGGGACAAAUAGCAGUUGGUGGGCAAGGAGAAUACGCACAAGUUGGUAAGGGACAAAUUGGUGUUGCAAACCAAGGACAGUUUACCCAAGUCGGCCAAGGACAAAUUGGUGUUGGCGGACAGGGCCAGUACACUAAGGUUGGACAAGGGCAAAUUGCAGUUGGAGGGCAAGGUGAAUACACUGAAGUUGGGCAAGGACAAAUUGGUGUUGGAAGCCAAGGACAGUUUACUAAAGUUGGUCAAGGACAAGUUGGUGUUGGCGGUCAGGGCCAAUACACCAAAGUUGGCCAGGGACAAAUUGGUGUUGCUGGGCAAGGCGAAUAUACACAAGUUGGUCAAGGACAAAUUGCUGUUGGUGGACAAGGACAGUACGCUCAAGUUGGAAAAGGUCAAAUAGGAGUCAUUGGAACAGGACAAAUUGGAUCUGGUUCCCAAGUCAACACUGCAGUCUCCAAGGGGCAAUUCGGUCAAGGGGCAAUCGUGUCUCAGGGUCAAGGAACGCUAGUGAGCACUGGCGAGGGUCAACUAGUCACACAGGGUCAAGGUACAUUGGUCAACCAGGGUGUUGGUCAAGUUGUAACGCAAGGAAAAGGACAGUUUGGUAUUGGCGGUGGACAAAUUGAAACUCAAGGACAGGGUGUGAAGACACAAUUUGGACAAGGCCAGAUCGUUAGUCAAGGACAAGGAGCAUUUGUCACCCAAGGAACUGGUCAAACUGUCUCACAAGAGUUUGGUACCGGCAUCAGACAGGGCCAAGGAUUCGCUGUGAAACAGGGCGGUGGGUUCGGAGUGGAGAAUGAGUACGGAGAGUCAGUUCAAAGAGUCUUCCUGCAGAGAUACAAUGGGAAUGGACAGUGUGGAGUAUUGAAUCCUCAAAGACCGUACGGAAACCGUAACGACCUGGAGGUAGACUUCGCUGAGAUCCCCUGGCAAGCGAUGGUGCUCCUGCAGACCAACAGAAGCCUGCUAUGUGGUGGUGUGAUUACCAGACCUGAUGUGGUGGUGACUUCUGCGGCUUGUGUUGAGGGCUUAGACGCAAAGAACGUGCUCAUCAAAGGCGGUGAAUAUAAACUGGGAAUCGACGAUGAACCUCUGCCGUUCCAAAUAGUCCAAGUGAAGACCAUUCUCCGUCAUCCAUUCUACAAGCGAGGCAGCUAUCUAUACGAUGCCGCCAUCUUGGUUCUGACAGAGAAUCUGCGAUUGGCCAAGAACAUUCAGCCUAUAUGUCUCCCCAGCGCUUCUGAUAGUUUGGACGCGUUUUACAACGGAGCGGGUGAAUGCAUCGUCACUGGAUGGGGAAAGAUUGUCUUGCAAGCUCAUCUCGAAGGUAGCAUCAUGCACAGCGUGAACGUAUCUCUCAUCAACCCUGGAGAGUGCCAGGCCAAGCUGGCUUCGGACUAUCCUCAUCUUCUUGAGCAGUACAGCGAAGACAGCUGUGUUUGUGGACAGCCCACCAAUCCCAUCAAUAACAUCUGCAAGGUUGACAUCGGAAGUGCCCUAGCCUGCACAACCGGUGAUGGACACUAUGUGAUGCGUGGAGUAUACUCCUGGGACUCAGGAUGUCAAAUUGGUAAUCAAAUUGCUUCGUUCUACAAGUUCGACCUGGAGUGGUACGAAUGGGCUAUUGGACUGAUCGAGAGCGUUCGUUUUGCCCAAUUCAGCCAGGUAUCCUCUGGAAGUUUCACAGGAAUCAACUCUGGAAUCAAGACAGGACAGUUCGGCAGCGGUGUGAAAACGCAGUUCACACAAGGAAUUAAGGGAGGAAAAGUUAAUACCGGAUCUGGUAGCGUAAACGGGUUUGCUGUGUCAGGGAAAGGACAGUAUGGAUUGGGACAAGGCGUUUUGGCAGGACAAAGUGGACAGGGAAGUCUAGGAUUCAAUGGUUUUGCUGUAUCUGGUAAAGGCCAAUUUGGACAAGGUGUAGCAGGUCAAUUCGGACAAGGCACGACUAGCCAAUUUGGACAGGGUCUUACAGGCCAGUUUGGACAAGGUGCGACUGGCCAAUUUGGACAAGGCACGACAGGCCAAUUUGGACAGGGCGUAACAGGCAAAUUUGGACAAGGUGUUACAGGCCAGUUCUCUACAGGCCAGCUAAGCCAAUUUGCUUCUAAAUUCAACCAAGGACAGGUCCUCGGCGGCGAUUUCAACACCCAAAUAAAAUCACCAAUCACCAACUCGUACAGUGCAACCUAUUCCGAAAAGAAGGUGUUCCAAACCGAGCCAAAAAUCGUCACAUUCACAACCAAGCCAGAAAUCGUUACUUUUACAACCAAGCCCGAAUAUUUCACUUACACAACCAAGCCCAAAAUAGUGACGUAUACGACCAAACCCAAAAUUAUAACCUACACGACCAAACCACAGAUCAUCACAUAUGAAACUUCUGGAAGCGGCACAAACCCUCAAUACGUCGCUCCUGGUGUCAACUUUAAACCAAAUUUCUCUGAAAUCGUCGGAGCUCACCAGCACACCGCUAAAUGCAAGUGCCUCGAGAACAAGUAAGGCAGCCCCUAGUGCCAUAUUCCCCCAUAAUUCAGUACAAAUAACUCCAGUUCCUAGCGAGUUACCGAAAUUUUUGAUAAUAUUAUUCGAUCGAACACAUCUAUUUAUGUUAACCGAACUGUAAAUAGGUAGGUUUACUUAUAUUUAAUUAUUUCAUAUAAGAUAUGUUAUAUUAUGUAUCGGCUUUAGAAUUUAAACUGCCACUAAAAUUUAUAUAAGUAUUUUUUGAAUUCGCAUUAGACUUUUGACCACUUUGGCACGAGUGCCGAAAUGGUUGACUCUCUAAUAAUUGGUUGUAGAAUUAUUAUUAAUAAGAUUUUUUUAUAUAAAACUUUACAUAAAAAGUAUAAAGUCAAUAUAUUGUUAUUGAUACGAUUUCUUAUUGUAAAAUUAGUAAUAAAUCGAUGUACUUCAAUUA